Molecule: messenger RNA, 1834 nt
Organism: Drosophila obscura
Lineage: Eukaryota; Metazoa; Arthropoda; Insecta; Diptera; Drosophilidae
Product: probable G-protein coupled receptor B0563.6
Exons: 7
Coding region: 372-1754 (460 amino acids)
Biological process (GO): G protein-coupled receptor signaling pathway
Cellular component (GO): membrane
Molecular function (GO): G protein-coupled receptor activity
Source: RefSeq, a predicted model, not a curated record
ACAACAGUAACAGUAACAGUAACAGAGCCGAGCCGAGCAGAGCAGAGCAGCAGCCGACUGCGACGUGAGCGUCAUUGGUGCCCUUCGCACGCCUCUGUGGAUACUAGCAAUUUAUUACAAACGAAAACUGCCACAAUAAUUCGAUCCAACGAUUUUAUUUCGAUAAAAAUUCGAAGAAGUUUACAGAUACAACAGAUUAAUUACCAAGAAGAAUAUAAGUUACCAAGAAGCAAAAGAGUUACUAAGCAGCUGAACUUUGAAGCUACUUUGAGGUAACUAAGGAAGAAAACACCAGGAAGGUUUUCCAUCAAGCACAUCAAGCACAAGCAAACAGCAAAACAACAACAACAACAACAACAACAACAACAACAAUGAUAACGAGGCUAUACCACACCGAGGAGGAUCCCGCCUACUGCUCAUUUAUCUGGGGGUCCAAUCUCAGCAGCACCACAGAUGUUCUGGACGGAGCUGCCAAUGCCACGCCCGUCUUUGGCACCGACUUGCGGGAUGACAUCUAUCGGGAUGUGGAGGAUCCGCGCACGCAAACCCUCCGCGAGUACUGCUACGGGAUUCUGCUGCCCAUUAUCUGUGCCAUGGGCAUCAUUGGCAAUGUUCUCAAUCUAAUUGUGCUCACCCGUCGCAACAUGCGCGGCACCGCCUACAUCUAUAUGCGGGCAUACUCGGCCGCAGCACUUCUGGCGAUUCUCUUUGCUAUACCCUUCGGCAUCCGUAUGCAGGUCCACAAGGAUCGGGGCCAGUGGGAGGAGUUCGGCCCCGCCUUUUACACGGCUCACCUGGAACUUUACUUGGGCAACGGGUGCUUGGGUGUGGGCGUGAUGAUGCUUCUCGUGCUGACACUCGAGCGAUAUGUCUCGGUAUGCCAUCCCGGAGUCACGCGCCCCGUCAUGGGGCGGCCUGGAUUGGUAGUAUUUCUCACCUCCUUGGUUACCAUCAUCGUCUACCUGCCGAGCAUCUUUCGGGGCGAGCUGAUCAAGUGCAUUCUCUCCUCGCCCGAUGUCUAUGUUUAUUUACGACGCGAUAACACCAUCUACCAGCAAACCAUGUUCUACAAGGUGUACAAGAUCAUGCUGGAGAUGGUCUUCAAGCUGAUUCCGACCAUGGUGAUUGGUGGACUGAACCUGCAGAUAAUGAUUGUAUACCGACAGACAUGCGAACGCCGCCGCCAAAUGGUUUUGACCCGGGCCAACUCGAACUUCCACAAGGACGAUGACCCGAGGAAGUUUGCGGAGGAGCGCCGCUUAUUUCUUCUUCUGGGUAGCACAUCGAUCCUGUUCCUGGUCUGCGUUUCGCCGAUGGCCAUACUCCACAUGACCAUCGCCUCGGAGGUGUAUCCGAGCUUCCCGUUUCAGGUGUUCCGUGCCAGUGCCAAUCUCAUGGAGCUGAUCAACUACUCGCUGACCUUCUACAUCUACUGCCUCUUCAGCGAGGACUUCCGCAACACACUCUUCCGCACGUUCAAGUGGCCCUGGCUGAAGGGACAGUUCUGCCACCAGGUGGACCUGGAGGUGAGUGCUAGCCCCCCGGCGACGGCGGCCACAGCUGCUGCUGCUGCUGCUGCUGCUGCUGCUCCAGCCCAAGCAGGCAACAGUUCUAAUCCUACUACUACUGUCACUAUACCUAUACCUAUACCCAAACGCAUGCAACGAUUGCCACCACCACCAAAUCCGACUCGCCACCCACAUCACUCAGCCCGUCCAGACCGAAAGGGGCAUGCCCAUGGUGCACUUCGCUAAGGUGACCAAGCAUCCCCAUUUCAACCGCAAUAAAACAGAAACCACCACAUCGAGCAUUGAUCUGGGACGCUCCACCAGCA